CAACCUGAGAGGUUGAACCGCGACCCGGAAGUACUUGACAGGCACUAAAACAAGAGAACGUUCUGUUAGCAUGUCUGUCUGCUGUUAGCCUCCUCGGGAAGUUGCAAUAUUACCUUUGACCAGAGACCCCGACGGGAAAAGACACGGCGGGUUCUAACACAAUGGAGAAAUAACGCGGCAGCGCUUGUCUCAGUCUCAAGCCGCCGAGUCCGACAAUUACUAAAGCUAGUUAGCAUUAGCGUUGCUAUCGAGGCCAGAGGCUGCAGCGUUCCUCCUAGUUAUCGUGGAUGUUUUGGAGUCUGACCGAGCCGGUAUCAGGAGCCUCCUGUUAAAAGUAUCAGCGCUUGUGGGGCGGUGGCAGCAUUCGGGGCAUGGUGUUGAACUGCGAAGGCUCCGGCUUCCGUGUUAAAAGUGUCGGCAGCGUCUUGGUUUGAUGGUUUAGCGGUAGAGUCGCUCAGUAGGCUAGCUGAACAGGAAAGUGCAGUCAUGGACGAUUUUAGCUCGAUCAGUGUGCUGUCUCUGGCGAUGUUGGUGGGAUGUUACGUGGCCGGGACGAUACCUCUUGCCGUCAACUUCUCGGAGGAGAAGCUGAAGCUGAUCACCGUGCUGGGAGCGGGGCUGCUCUGUGGAACAGCCCUUGCGGUUAUCAUUCCCGAGGGAGUCCACGCACUUUACGAAGAGAUCCUGGAAGGUGUGCACCACAGCCACAGUCGGGCCGGGGUGGCGCCGGCGUCUGAGGCCAAGGGGGAAGCAGAAGCAGUUCUGGACGCCACAGGGACGCACGAGCACAGUCACGAGCAGCUCCACGCCUGCAUCGGCGUCUCGCUGGUGCUUGGCUUCGUCUUCAUGCUGCUGGUGGACCAAAUAGGCAGUUCUCACGUCCACAACUCUGAAGAUCCAGAGUCGGCAAGAGCCACUAGCUCAAAAAUCACCACUACUCUGGGUCUUGUAGUCCAUGCUGCAGCUGAUGGAGUGGCAUUAGGCGCUGCUGCCUCUACGUCUCAGACCAGCGUUCAGCUCAUUGUCUUUGUAGCUAUAAUGCUACAUAAGGCCCCAGCGGCGUUCGGCUUGGUGUCCUUCCUGAUGCAUGCUGGUCUGGAGAGAAACCGCAUUCGCAAACACCUCUUGGUGUUCGCCUUGGCUGCUCCCGUUCUCGCCAUGAUCACGUUUUUAGGCCUCAGUCAGAGCAGCAAAGAAGCUUUGUCAGACAUCAACGCCACCGGGGUCGCCAUGCUCUUUUCCGCCGGCACCUUCCUCUACGUGGCCACGGUGCACGUCCUCCCCGAGGUGGGAGGCGGCGGCCACAGCCACGCCCCGGCAGGAGGCAACGGCGGGAAGGGACUGAGCAAACUGGAGGUGGGAGCUCUGGUUCUAGGCUGCCUGAUUCCUCUGGUGCUGUCCGUCGGUCACCACCAUUAGACGCACAGCCGGAGAGCUGGUGACACGUGUACAGGGGAACGAAGCCGAUUUCAAGACUUUAGACGUUGCACAUUGAGAUGUCUUAUUGACUAGCAUCUGCUGCUGGACCCUGCGGACCAGACGGACCUCCUUGCAGGGACACCACAGGGCUUGAUUGAACCAGAGGGAGCGGUGCUGAGGGAAUCAGAGCUGAGAUAACCGAGGCACGGGGGGAUGUUUUAUCUGUUGACUCUGACUCAAUACAACUACUGUAUGUAUACAUUUACCCCACCAGGAAUCCUAUUUUGACAGAAAGUGGAUUUUUUUUUAUUUUUUUUUUAGCUCUGUGUAUUUAGAUCUAAGCAGAGUUUCAGUGUCUCGUUCCCAUGCUUGUUUAAAUUCUGCGAACCCGCUCUGGUUUUAUCGUCUUUUACAGGAUGGCUGUUGCACAGUGAGGCUCGGUGUCGGCCGAGCUUGUGGUUUUUUGUUGGUUUGUGAAAAUCACUUUUUAUAUAACUGUAGAGUGUACAUUUCUCAGACAGAUUUUUCAAGUGCCAUAACAGGGAGUGUGAAACCGGUAGCAGAAGAGGACGACAGCACCGCAGACCUUACGUUCCAGUCGCAGAUCUCCUUCUCCCAGAAAACCCAGAUCGACCAGACUAACCAGCUGGAAACAUGCGCGUUUUUAUCUGUCGCUUUUGUCAAUAAAGUUUUGCUUUCAUCGACCCUUUUUUGGAAAGAUAAAUUGUUUCUUGGCAGGUCGACGCCUGGGUUUGGUCACUUUAGGUGCACGGCUUCCUGUAACAUCACAUGCAAGCAUCCUCAUAUUCAUGAGCCCUACUUAAAGAUGGCCACCUUUUUGUUAUGUCACUUAUUUUUAUGGUUUACUUUCUGCCUCUGAUUUCUUUUUCUUGUAAACUUACUGUAAAUGAAAGCAUUCUGUACAUAUUGGUCUUAAGUGAUUGUAGACUUCAGGUGGAGGGUUCGUGUGGUGUUUCUGAAUGAACGACAGAGCUGUCUUGUAGAAAAGACUUGACCGGAUAGAAACCUCUAGGGACCACCAGCUCAGGAGAAUAGAGUGUAUUGUAUGUAGAGAACUUUUUAACACUUCAGGCGGUUCUCUCGUUAAUCAGAAGAAGCAAUAACACAAAAACGGACGGUGGGAUUGGGGCCAACUGUUUGUUUCCCUGCAGUGACGCCUGUGAAGAGCGUGUACAGCGUUGCACCUGUAAUGUGAUUCCCUAACGCAGGUCUGCGAGCCCUGCCUCUAUUCCAGUCCCAAUAAAACUGAAAUCCGUUCAAAUCUGA
Messenger RNA from Fundulus heteroclitus (mummichog), 2706 nucleotides. It is a transcript of the gene slc39a9, whose product is annotated as solute carrier family 39 member 9. Gene Ontology annotation, molecular function: metal ion transmembrane transporter activity. NCBI's taxonomy places the organism in Eukaryota, Metazoa, Chordata, Actinopteri, Cyprinodontiformes, Fundulidae. The coding region runs from base 487 to 1419 and encodes 310 amino acids. Gene Ontology annotation, cellular component: membrane. Gene Ontology annotation, biological process: transmembrane transport; zinc ion transport. The transcript has 7 exons. The record is from RefSeq and is a predicted model, not a curated record.